AUGGCUGCGUUCGAUAAGUGUAAAACGAGACCGCAGCAUAUCGAUGUCAUCCUCAACGGUUUGGACAGAUACAAUCCAGAAACCACAACAAUCUUCCAAGAGUAUGUUGUUCAGCAAUGCGAAGACAGAACGUUUGACUGCUAUGCCAAUCUGGCAUUACUGAAACUUUACCAGUUCAAUCCUCAUCUCCUCCACACCGAAACAACAACCAACAUUCUUGCUAAAGCUUUAACCGUCUUCCCUUCGCCUGCCUUCUCCCUCGCUCUCGCCCUCCUCCCCGCAUACACUCAACCAUUUUCUGCGUCUACAUCGUCUUCGCUCCCCAUGCAAACGUCUGACUUCAUCGAAUCAAUCCAAAAGCUCGCCCGCCUCAACACUCUCCUCGAAUCGGCACAAUACACCCUCUUCUGGUCAACGCUCAAUUCCGACGACCUAUACGCAGAUUUGGUUGCCGACGUUGCAGGAUUUGAAGAGUUGGUACGGGUCCGCAUUGCGGUUGAGGUCGGCAAGGCAUUUCGGGAAAUCGGCGCUGAUGUACUAGCUCAAUGGCUGGACCUGAACGGACUAGAAGCUCUGGAGAAAUUCGUCGUUGAUGUUUGCGGAUGGGAAGUUGAUAAAAGCGCAGGCUCUGAUCUUACGAGUGCUGUUAUCAGAGUUCCCAAAAAUAAAGAAAAUGAGGCCAGAGGGGAGAUCAAAGGUGAGAAAGUGGGAAUAGAAAUGUUCGGUCGGGUACUUCGGAGGGGUUUGGAACAACCUGCUUGA
Molecule: messenger RNA, 762 nt
Organism: Histoplasma capsulatum G186AR
Lineage: Eukaryota; Fungi; Ascomycota; Eurotiomycetes; Onygenales; Ajellomycetaceae
Exons: 2
Coding region: 1-762 (253 amino acids)
Biological process (GO): regulation of translational initiation
Cellular component (GO): cytoplasm; eukaryotic translation initiation factor 3 complex
Molecular function (GO): ribosome binding; translation initiation factor activity
Source: RefSeq, a predicted model, not a curated record